CGUCGGGUCGGGGCCGGGGGCUGGGCGGGCGCCUGGAGGGCCCCCAACCCCGCGAGCGGCGACCCCGGCCGCGCCACCCGUACCCCCUCCGCGCCCCUGGGCGCUGGGGGCGCGCGGCGGGAGGGGGACCGCAGGUGAGCCAGGUGCGGCCUGCGCGGCCCGGCCCGCGCGGCCCAGGGCUGCGGUCUCUCUUAUGAUGGAGGGAAGCCGACAGACGCGAGUGUCACGGCCGUACAAGAUCAGCGAAUCAUCCAAGGUGUACCGCUGGGCCGACCACUCGACCACGGUGCUGCAGCGGCUGAAUGAGCAGCGCCUCCGCGGGCUUUUCUGUGACAUUGUCCUGGUGGCAGACGAGCAGCGCGUGCCAGCCCACCGCAACCUACUGGCCGUGUGCAGCGACUACUUCAACUCCAUGUUCACCAUCGGCAUGCGUGAGGCCUUCCAGAAGGAGGUGGAGCUGAUUGGCGCCUCUUACAUCGGGCUCAAGGCUGUGGUGGACUUCCUGUACGGCGGGGAGCUGGCGCUGGACGGCGGCAACAUCGACUACAUCCUGGAGACGGCCCACCUGCUGCAGAUCUGGACGGCGGUGGACUUCUGCUGUGAGUACCUGGAGCAGGAGGUGAGCGAGGACAACUACCUGUACCUGCAGGAGCUGGCCUCCAUCUAUAGCCUCAAGCGGCUCGACGCCUUCAUCGAUGGUUUCAUCCUGAGCCGCUUUGGCACGCUGUCCUUCACGCCCGACUUCCUGCAGAACAUCUCCAUGCAGAAGCUCUGCGUCUACCUGAGCAGCAGUGAGGUGCAGCGGGAAUGCGAGCAUGACCUUCUGCAGGCAGCUCUGCAGUGGCUGACGCAGCAGCCCGAGCGCGAGGCCCAUGCCUACCAGGUGCUGGAGAACAUCCACUUCCCGCUCAUCCCCAAGAACGACCUGCUGCACCGCGUCAAGCCGGCCGUGUGUUCACUGCUGCCGCGGGAGGCCAACUGCGAGGGCUUCAUCGAGGAGGCCGUGUGCUACCACAACAGCCUGGCAGCCCAGCCAGUCAUGCAGACCAAGCGCACGGCACUGCGCACCAACGAGGAGCGCCUGCUGUUCGUGGGUGGCGAGGUCUCCGAGCGGUGUCUGGAGCUUAGUGAUGACACCUGCUACCUGGACGCCAAGAGCGAGCAGUGGGUCAAGGAGACGCCCCUGCCAGCCCGGCGGAGCCACCACUGUGUCGCUGUGCUGGGGGGCUUCAUCUUCAUCGCUGGUGGCAGCUUCUCACGGGACAAUGGAGGGGAUGCAGCGUCCAAUCUUCUUUAUAGGUAUGACCCCCGCUGUAAACAGUGGAUCAAGGUGGCCUCCAUGAACCAGCGCCGUGUGGAUUUCUACCUGGCCUCCAUUGAAGACAUGCUGGUGGCCGUUGGUGGCCGGAAUGAGAAUGGAGCUCUUUCUUCGGUGGAGACUUACAGCCCCAAGACCGACUCCUGGUCCUAUGUGGCCGGCUUGCCAAGGUUCACCUACGGCCAUGCAGGGACCAUCUACAAAGACUUCGUGUACAUCUCUGGAGGCCACGACUACCAGAUUGGCCCCUACCGCAAGAACCUGCUAUGCUACGACCACCGAACAGACGUGUGGGAGGAGCGGCGGCCCAUGACCACGGCGCGCGGCUGGCACAGCAUGUGCAGCCUGGAAGACAGCAUCUACUCCAUCGGCGGCAGCGACGACAGCAUCGAGUCCAUGGAGCGCUUCGACGUGCUGGGUGUCGAGGCCUACAGCCCGCAGUGCAACCAGUGGACCCGCGUGGCACCGCUGCUGCAUGCCAACAGCGAGUCAGGAGUGGCCGUGUGGGAGGGCCGCAUCUACAUCCUGGGCGGCUACAGCUGGGAGAACACAGCCUUCUCCAAGACGGUGCAGGUGUACGACCGUGAGAAAGACAAGUGGAGCAAAGGCGUCGACCUGCCCAAGGCCAUUGCUGGUGUGUCCGCCUGCGUGUGUGCCCUGAGGCCACGGCUGGAGGACAAGAAGAAGAAGGGCAAGGGCAAGAGGCACCAGGACCGGGGCCAGUGACCGCCCUUCUCCCCGCCCCCUUCCCCACAACCCUGUCCCGCCUGCACCUGCGCCUGGCUGGGCUCCGCUCCCUGCCCCCACCCGCCGGAGCGUCUCCACCAGCCACGACUUCGCAGCAUCCUGGAACCAUGAUGGACUUCUUAGCAGCUUUUUUUUUACUUUUAUGAUUCUUGGUCUUUCUAUGAUAUCACAGUAACUGAUUAAAUAUUCUAUAUAAUUUUA
Molecule: messenger RNA, 2266 nt
Organism: Nyctereutes procyonoides (raccoon dog)
Lineage: Eukaryota; Metazoa; Chordata; Mammalia; Carnivora; Canidae
Gene: KLHL36
Product: kelch like family member 36
Exons: 5
Coding region: 194-2044 (616 amino acids)
Molecular function (GO): cullin family protein binding
Source: RefSeq, a predicted model, not a curated record